Aureobasidium uvarum is the source of this 1590-nucleotide messenger RNA. The record is from the annotation of a GenBank genome assembly. Lineage: Eukaryota; Fungi; Ascomycota; Dothideomycetes; Dothideales; Saccotheciaceae.
GGACUAUGGCAGCAGCCACUCCCUCCCAAGGAAGAAACAGUCACCAGCACACGUCACACACACGUUACUAGAACCACAAUCAACUUGGCCAGUACUGUUUAUGAUGUUCGUAUGGGCACAUCCACAGUAUACAUGGAAUACCUUCCCGCCACACUGAAAAUCAAAUCUGUUCCUUGGCAAGCACUACCGACGACGCAUCUAGAACUGCGUUCUGAAGGAGAAGCGACCAGUACGAUGCAUAUCAAAGUCACACAGACAAUAGCCCAAGUCCAAUCCACAGUAUUCGCGAGCAAGGUUGGAACAUCGGUGUCAACCAUCACGAAUGUCCCCCAAUCUCUGGUUCAGGCGGCUGCAGAGGAUGCAGCAGAACUGUCGUCUUCUCAGCUGGCGGCAGCAAUCUCAUCCGCCAAGUCUGAUGCACUGGCGCACUCCACUGUGGCAGUGCUGGCGACCACUACUGCUUUGCCAUCACCUACUCAACCUUUGACCGUGCAGCUCACCAACUCGAGCUCUGCUUCGACUACCAUUCAAGCUGUCGUUACCAACCCUAGCAGCAGCAGCGACUCGAUGCUUUCAAUAGGUCUCGAACUUCGAUCCAACGCAGGAACGACAACAAAUGGCCAAAAACAGCCAACGACUGCAGAAGCUCCAGCUACAGUGGUUGCCGUGAUCUUUGGCUCUUCAACGUCAAUCAUGACAUCUGUACCGCCGACUUUGCUAGCAGCUAUCGCUUCUUCACAAGUCUCGACUUCAUCGUCUGCAACAGCUCUUCGACAGACUACAAGCUCAGAAGCUCCUGCACAGACCACACAGACUAGCGGCUCAUCCGUGGCGGUCGACACAAAUGCUGCUCAGAUCAAAAGUACACAGACAGCUUUGGUUGAAGCUUUGCCUUCCAGUGAUAGAGUAGCCGCUACAAGCUCGGCUGUCUCCUCAUCUUCAUUGACAGAAUCUGCCGGAACAUCGCGCUCAGGAGGGGUGUCCUUGUCGAGCUCUGCAUCUUCUACCAGUAACAAAGUGUACACUCUCCCGGUCUCCAUCACCAGUGCCACUUCUACCUCUUCUGUCAAGAGCUCCGGGAUCCCAUCAGCUGCACAGACCUCUGAUUCCUCGCCAUUCAUCACANUAAUAUUCCUCGUCCUCUUCGUCGUCGCCAAACGCCGUCAAUGGAAAGUACGCCAAUCUAUCGUUCGCGCUUCCCGUCGCAUCACUGGCCGCUUCUACUCUCAUCCCAAUAGAACAGCGUUACGCUCGGAGAAGAAACCCACUCUACCGAUUAUCGAGCCAAGGCAACCAUUGGGUCCUCGUCCUGCACCUUCUAGUAGACGUCAACAAGGAUUUGCUAAUAUCGACGCUACACUACACACCAAUUAUAGAGGUGUGGAGAGCGUGAGUAGAACUGCAUCUAAAGGGCCAGAAGCGUGGAGAAAAGCAAUGGCCAAGGAGAGGUUGCAGCAGAGUCAAAGCCAAAGGAAGAAGCCUGAGUUGAGGGUUGAUACUGGCGUGGCGUCUAGAAUGGAAGAAGGAAGAGGUGUGCAAGGACAACAGAAGAAAAGGAGAGGUGAUUGGAAGGAUUUGUUUAGAGCUCUG